Molecule: messenger RNA, 870 nt
Organism: Schistosoma mattheei
Lineage: Eukaryota; Metazoa; Platyhelminthes; Trematoda; Strigeidida; Schistosomatidae
Source: the annotation of a GenBank genome assembly
AUGAUAUUGAUGAAGAUGAUUUUAUUGACAUUCUGUUUCUAUUUGACACUGCAAUUGAAUCACAUUAGUGGACAAUUAAAUGAACACACCAAUGUACAACAGAAUCAAACUAUCUCACAUAUUGUUUUUGAUGCAAAUGAAACUAAUCCGAUUGCCAAGAACAAUCAAUCGGAAAUGGAUGUUACGAGUCUAGUGGAAAAUCAAUUGAAUUCAUCAUUACCAAACGAAAUUCCGAUGUCUUAUUUAUCAGUGACCACAUCGAAUGAUCACAUGUACGAUGAAAAUGUAAACGAAUCAAAUGUGAAAUAUGGAGGCGAAGAACAAGGAACAAAAUCAGAUAUUGACAAUGAAAAGAAAAGGAAAUCACAACAAACACAAAUUAUCAUAGAUUUCAGUGGAACAAAUGAGAAAAGAUUAGCGUUACAAAGACAAAUAUCGGAAGGAGAUGACAGAAAAUCUUCGAUUUUACAAAAUCAAGAGCAGCGAGCAAUAUCGAAAACAGAAAGAAAUAUCAGUGAAUUUCAAGUAGAGCAACAACAAAAAAUAAAACAAACAGAAAAACAAGAUGAUCAAAAAUGUCGGAAAGAAAACGAAGAGAAAAUUGAUAAAAAGCCAAUGCAUACCAAUAAUGAAACAAUAUUCACUACUACACAAUCCACAAAACAAAAUUCUGAAUCACCAAAAACACAUCCAGUUACCGACGUUGUGCUACCAACAACAGAAGGAUAUCUCGAAAAUUCAAAAGAAAAAGAACAAAAACAUCAUCGAAAACACCGAAAUCACAAUCACAUGAACAGCUCGCGCAAUUUCCCAGAGAAAACGGACUCGAAAUCAAAAAGGAGACCAACACAACCACCAUCAUACGAAUAA